AUGGGAGAGGCCAAUGACAAGCCAGGUUUCCUCACCAUCGAGGCGAAGCCUUACCCAUUUACCUUCCCCCUGAAACAUACAGCAUUGCUGGUCAUCGACAUGCAGCGCGAUUUCAUCUGCUCUGGAGGCUUUGGAGAGAUCCAAGGCGGAAAUCUCGAGGCCGUGCAGGCUUCGAUUGGCCCGACCAAAUCACUUCUGGAAGCAUGCCGCCAUGCUGGAUUGCCAAUCUUCCACACCAGAGAAGGCCAAGUUCCUUCUCUGGCCGACUGUCCUUCGUCCAAGCUCAUUCGACAAGCUGCGGCUCCUGGCAAUACGCAGCAUCGGAAAGUCAUUGGUGACAAGGGCGAAAUGGGUCGUCUGCUAGUUCGUGGAGAGUACGGCCACGAUAUAGUGGACGAACUUCAACCACUGGCCUCCGAGGUCGUCAUUGACAAGCCUGGCAAGGGGUCCUUUUGGAAUACACCGAUUCUUCACAAAUUGAAGGCUCGAGGUAUCACCCAUCUUCUAGUCUCCGGUGUCACUACUGAAUGCUGCUUUUCUACUUCCAUCAGAGAGGCCAACGAUCGAGGUUUCGAGUGCUGUGGUAUCACUCAGAGCACGGCGGGCUACAACCCGGCUUUCAAAACUGCAUCACUGGACAUGAUUUCUUGGUCACAAGGUCUCUUUGGAUUUGUGGCAGACCUUCAACCUGUUCUGGAUGCGCUUUCUCCCUGGCAGAAAAAGAGCAAUGGAGUCAGCACUCCUCCUCAAACACCACCCACUUGGGACGGGAAGCUGGGGAUUCCCGACCUGCAGAGAGCAUACCGAAAGGGACUCUCGCCGAUGGAAGUGGUCAAUGCUGUAUUUGACCGAAUUGAGAAAUACGAUGACGUUGAUCCAGCGGUGUGGAUCAAGCGAGAAUCAAGAGAUGCCGUUCUUGAAUCUGCCAGGCACCUGCUCGAGCUCUAUCCAAACAGGAGCGCUCUCCCGCCCCUAUUUGGGGUUCCUUUUACAGUCAAAGAUUCCAUUGACGUCCAGGGAAUCGAGACCACAACGGCAUGUCCCCCGCUGGCAUUUGUAGCCACCAAAUCAGCCGCAUGUUACCAGAAAGUCAUCUCACAGGGCGCUCUGUAUCUAGGAAAAGUCAACCUAGAUCAAUUGGCAACCGGACUGAGCGGCUGUAGAAGCCCGUACGGGGUCCCUCACUCCGUUUUCAGCAAAGACCACAUCUCAGGCGGGAGCAGUUCUGGAAGUUGCGUCUCUGUGGGUGCUGGUCUUGCGACAUUCUCGAUCGCAACAGACACAGCUGGUUCUGGACGUGUGCCAGCUGGUUUCAAUGGUGUGGUGGGAUUCAAGCCCACGCGUGGAUUGGUGUCAUUUGAAGGUGUUACCCCAGCUUGCCUGUCACUCGACUGCAUUGCCUUCACCGCCAAAACGGUGGAAGACGCUCGGACGCUGUGGCAAGUCUGUGAAGAGUACGAUGAGAAUGACCGCUACGCAAGAGACACGUUUCCCGCUGAACGACAUGUCAACGCAUUGGGAACUCAACAUGAGGCAUUCCGCAUGGGCAUCCCUCCUCCUGAGCUUCUCGAGGUGUGUUCGCCUACUUUCCGCAAAUUGUUCAACGAAGCAAUCAAGCGGCUACAGAGCAUGGGUGGAAUCUUGGUGCCUAUUGACUGGACUCCUUUCCAAAAAGCUGGAGAUCUGCUCUACGAGGGCACUUUUGUCUCAGAGAGACUGGCCAGCUUACCGGAUGAUUUUCUGGAGAGGAAUAGGGUUCACCUGCACCCGGUCACCUUAGAGCUCUUUGAGAAAGUCGUGGCACGACAGAGCACGGCGGUGCAGUUGUUCCGCGACCUGCAAACCAAGGCGCUGUGCACGCGACAAGCCACAUCCCAGUUUGCGUCCGCGGACAAGUUGGGGAUGGACGUCUUGGUGGUUCCGACAGUGCCGGAGCAUCCAACCAUUGAGGCGAUGCUGGCAGAUCCAAUCCGACUGAAUGCAAAGAUGGGGACUUUUACACAUUUUGCCAACGUGCUGGACAUGUGCGGAGUGGCGUGUCCAGCAGCAGAGUACUUGUCCGGCGAGGCUGGACCACGACUGCCCUUCAGCAUCACCUUUUUAGGGUGUCGGUGCUUAGAUAGUGAGGUGUUGGAGAUAGCCAGUCGGUUCCUGGAGGGUAUGCCGCGGGAAGUAUGA
Messenger RNA from Rhinocladiella mackenziei CBS 650.93, 2178 nucleotides. Its product is annotated as allophanate hydrolase. The transcript has a single exon. Gene Ontology annotation, molecular function: catalytic activity. The coding region runs from base 1 to 2178 and encodes 725 amino acids. The record is from RefSeq and is a predicted model, not a curated record. Lineage: Eukaryota; Fungi; Ascomycota; Eurotiomycetes; Chaetothyriales; Herpotrichiellaceae.